Messenger RNA from Ipomoea triloba (trilobed morning glory), 2128 nucleotides. Its product is annotated as 60S ribosomal export protein NMD3. Gene Ontology annotation, molecular function: ribosomal large subunit binding. Gene Ontology annotation, cellular component: nucleus; cytoplasm. The record is from RefSeq and is a predicted model, not a curated record. Gene Ontology annotation, biological process: ribosomal large subunit export from nucleus. NCBI's taxonomy places the organism in Eukaryota, Viridiplantae, Streptophyta, Magnoliopsida, Solanales, Convolvulaceae. The coding region runs from base 325 to 1872 and encodes 515 amino acids. The transcript has 3 exons.
UUUAUUCUAACAAAGCCCUCCGCCGCCUCUGUUUAGCAGCAGCCUCACAGACGUCGAUCCCGCCGGCGAGGCAGAUUUGUUUUCCGCCACCGCUCCUUCACUCCGCGCGACGCCGCACGCAGCUUAUUCACUGCUUUGUGUUGUUUUUCCUAAUCCGAAAGCCUCUAUUUUGUUUCCAGUCUAAACCACACAAAAGAAGGACGCUGACUUUAAUUCCAUUUUAUCCAGCCGACUAUCCACCGCCUCUGUUUCUUGCUGAAUUCUUAUUUAUUCUUGCUUCGCCUCCACCAUCUUCAAAGCUCCAGGUUGAAUUCGAACGCAGGUAUGAUGGCAGAAGAAGCAGGUAUGUUCAAUGUUACUCAGACAGUUGGCAGCGUUCUAUGCUGCAAAUGUGGUGUAUUGAUGCAGCCGAAUGCUGCCAAUAUGUGCGCCAAGUGUUUGCGCUCUGAGGUUGAUAUAACAGAGGGGUUGCAGAAGCAUGUUAUUAUUUGUCACUGCCCGGAAUGUGACACCUAUUUACAGCCUCCUAGAACUUGGGUCAAAGCGCAACUUGAAUCGAAAGAACUUCUAACUUUCUGUGUGAAGAGGUUGAAAAAUUUGAAUAAAGUUCGCUUGGUGCAUGCUGAGUUUAUUUGGACCGAACCUCAUUCCAAGAGGAUCAAAGUCAGGCUGACAGUUCAGAAAGAGGUUCUGCAUGGAGCAAUCCUUGAACAAGCGUAUACUGUUGAGUAUGUUGUCCAAGAUCAGUUGUGUGAAGCGUGCUCGCGUAUUCAGGCUAACCCUGAUCAGUGGGUGGCUUCAGUACAGCUAAGGCAACAUGUUUCUCAUAGAAGAUCUUUCUUUUAUCUGGAGCAGCUUAUUCUUAAGCAUGAUGCUGCCUCCCGUGCUAUAAGAAUUAAACAAAUGGAUCAGGGGAUUGAUUUCUUCUUUGGUAAUAGGAGUCAUGCUGUGAAGUUUGUGGAGUUUGUGGGUAAGGUAGUGCCAGUCAGAAGUCGUAAUGACAAGCAACUUGUGUCUCAUGAUAUCAAAAGCAAUAACUACAAUUACAAGUAUACUUUUUCUGUUGAAAUCUCUCCAAUAUGUCGCGAGGAUCUCGUUUGUCUCCCGCCAAAGGUAUCUGUUAGUUUGGGAAAUCUCGGUCCGCUUGUGAUCUGCACUAAAGUGAGUAAUAGCAUUGCUUUGCUGGAUCCAUUCACUUUGAGGCACUGUUUUCUGGAUGCUGAUCAAUAUUGGAGGGCAUCAUUUAAGCCUCUGCUUACUAGUAGGCAGCUUGUGGAAUAUAUAGUUUUGGAUGUUGAGCCUGUCUCCUCUGAAGUUAAUAUUGGUGGCUCAAAGUAUGUCAUGGCAGAUGUUCAAGUAGCUCGCAUGUCUGAUUUUGGGAAAAAUGAUAUAAUGUUCUCUGUAAGAACACAUAUAGGUCAUCUUUUGAACCCUGGGGACUAUGCCUUUGGUUACGAUUUGUAUGGAGCCAACAAUAAUGAUAUUGAGUUAGAGAAAUACAAAGGCCUUGUCCUCCCAGAAGUGGUAUUAAUAAAGAAAAGUUAUGAAGAAAAGCGGCAGAGGAAGAGGGGCAAGCCUCGAGCUUGGAAGCUCAAGUCUCUUAAUAUGGAAGUUGAUGACACUGGCAGAGGAAAAGACAAUGAAGAAAAGAUGACUUCAGAAUAUGAACAGUUCUUGAGAGACUUGGAGGAGAAUCCUGAAAUGAGGUUCAACAUAUCAUUGUACCGCAAUAGAGAAUACCAACCCUCAGAAAUGGCAUCUAUGACUGACGGGGAUGAUUUCCCAACGAUUCCUCUGGAGGAGCUUGCUGGUCUUCAUUUGAGUGACGGUGAUGAUGAUGAAGGCGAUGAUGAUGACGGAAUGGCAGAGUGAAGCCAUGGCUGUCUUUCUACGAUUAAGGAGUUUGAAAUAUGACCAGAAUAUCAAAUUACGGUUUCCCUCUUGAAUCUAUGGUGUUUAGUACUUACUAUUUCAAUUAUGCAUUUGUUUUGGAAUGUUGCGUAGCAUAUCACAGCUCCCUUCAAUUUCUUCUUUUUCUUGAAAUCUUUUUGUUUUAGUGAGUGAAGAAACUUAUGAUGGCUUGAUCAUUAAUUGAUUGGGUUUUCACCUUGCAUUUCUUGCUGCAAUU